Molecule: messenger RNA, 2715 nt
Organism: Danaus plexippus (monarch butterfly)
Lineage: Eukaryota; Metazoa; Arthropoda; Insecta; Lepidoptera; Nymphalidae
Gene: Papss
Product: bifunctional 3'-phosphoadenosine 5'-phosphosulfate synthase
Exons: 14
Coding region: 123-2045 (640 amino acids)
Biological process (GO): sulfate assimilation; 3'-phosphoadenosine 5'-phosphosulfate biosynthetic process
Molecular function (GO): ATP binding; sulfate adenylyltransferase (ATP) activity; adenylylsulfate kinase activity
Source: RefSeq, a predicted model, not a curated record
UCGGUGUCAGUGCCUAGCGGAGCCCCGCGCGUGUUGCCGUGUUCAAACUACAUUGAAAUUUCGAAACGCCGUUGGCGGGAAACGUUAUUAAUAUUUUAUUUUUUUAAAUUUAAUUAUCAAAAAUGAGUUUGGAGUUGAGAAAUAAAAAAAUUGCAGAGACAUUUGAGAAAUUCAAAAUUGCGCAAUGGGGACACAACAAUAACAGAUCGUGUGCCCAAGUCGCUACAAAUGUAGUUGAACAGAAGCAUCAGGUGUCGAGAGCUAAGAGGAGCAAAGCUCUUGGAAGCCGUGCCUUUAGAGGCAGCACGAUUUGGUUUACUGGACUCAGCGGCGCCGGCAAGACUAGUAUAGCGUUUGCACUUGAAGCCUAUCUCGUUUCUAAAGGUAUACCAGCUUACGGUCUAGACGGAGACAACAUCAGGACUGGUCUCAACAAGAACCUCGGAUUUUCUAAGGAAGACAGAGAAGAGAAUAUUCGUAGAGUCGCAGAAGUAGCUAAACUCUUCGCUGACAGCGGCGUCGUUUGCUUGUGCAGUUUUGUCUCGCCCUUUGCUGAGGACAGGGAGGUAGCUCGUCGCAUUCACACUGACUCCGAGUUGCCGUUCUUCGAAGUGUUCAUAGACACGCCGCUGGAAGUAUGCGAACAGAGAGAUACCAAGGGCCUCUACAAGAAGGCUAGGGAGGGACAGAUUAAGGGCUUCACUGGCAUAACUCAGGAGUAUGAACGUCCUGAGGCUCCAGAGCUUGUCAUUCAGACAGUUGGACGCUCCAUCGAAGAGUCCACCAUAGAAGUGGUGCGACUCCUCGAAUCACAGGGUAUUAUACCACGCUACAAUGAAAAUGACUCAGGUGUUGAAGAGCUCUUCAUUUACGGAAACAGACUUAGCAGUGCUAAGGAAGAGGCGGCCAGGUUGCCGCAAAUAGAGCUCUCAUUUUUGGACUUGCAAUGGGUUCAGGUGUUAUCUGAAGGUUGGGCCUACCCUCUUAAAGGUUUUAUGAGGGAAUCCGAAUAUUUGCAAGCGCUACAUUCCAACUGCUUUACACUACCAGAUGGGACGUUGGUAAACCAAUCUGUACCAAUCGUGUUGCCAGUGGCCACGACCACUAAGGAGCGCCUCACUGGUUCCACGGCCAUCGCAUUGGUCCACGAUGGCCGAACCAUCGCCAUUAUGAGAAACCCCGAGUUCUACCCUCAUAGGAAACAGGAGAGGUGCUGUCGGCAGUUCGGAAUAUAUAACACAGGACAUCCCUAUAUCAAAAUGAUCGAGGAGUCUGGGGACUGGCUGGUGGGCGGUAACCUGGAAGUAUUCGAACGUAUUCAGUGGAACGACGGCCUAGACUCUUACAGACUGACGCCCAACGAACUGAGGCAGAGGUUCAAGGACAUGGAUGCUGAUGCUGUGUUUGCAUUCCAGCUUCGUAACCCUAUCCACAACGGCCACGCCCUUCUGAUGCAAGACACUCAAAAACAACUCAUCGAGAGGGGAUACAAGAAACCAGUACUGCUAUUACACCCCCUUGGCGGCUGGACUAAAGACGAUGAUGUUCCCCUGUCGGUGCGCGUGAUACAACACAAGGCGGUCUUGAAUGAACGAGUGCUGGACCCUGAACAUACCGUGCUGGCGAUCUUUCCAUCUCCAAUGAUGUACGCCGGACCCACGGAGGUCCAAUGGCAUGCUAAGUGCCGUAUGAACGCUGGCGCUAACCACUAUAUAGUGGGUCGUGACCCCGCUGGAUUGCCGCACCCCAACGGCGGCGGUGACCUCUACGACCCCCGACACGGUGCUAUCGUACUGGCAGCCGCACCCGGACUGGAUGAUCUUGAGAUCAUACCAUUCCGAGUAGCAGCGUAUGAUUCAUCCGUCGGGAAGAUGGCAUUCUUUGAUCCCACUCGUAAGGAAGACUUCGACUUCAUAUCCGGCACCAGGAUGAGGGGUCUUGCUAAAGCUGGAAAGGAGCCACCGAAAGGUUUCAUGGCUCCCAGCGCCUGGAAGGUCCUCUCAGAAUACUACCAGUCGCUUAAAUCCAAAAUGGAAACCAAUUAAUCGUAUGAAUAGUUUAUUAAAAAUUACCCAGUGCAAUAAUGACGCCUACAUUCCUUCGUGUAGUUUUACACAUUCCGUCUUUUAAUGUUCUUUUUUUGAAAUCUUCGGUCCCAUGGUCAUUUUCAACAUUGACUUUAAUUAUUAUUUGGUCUAUAAUUUUUGAAGUGAAACUUCUAAUGCCACAUUCAACAAGGUUGCGUUAAACGUUCAACGCUAAGGGAGAGGGGGAAUAGAAAGAGACGGAGCGGGAGUAAAUGAGAGGGUUAAUUGUGAAUUGUAAGCAAUGUUUAUAAAGUUUAUCUUAAAGAAAGAAUAUGAGUUCAGUAAAAAUCAAUUUCUAUCCCUUCCUAUUUUCAUUUCCACACUUAACGAAGUUUCACUUGCGCGCGGAGGGAUUCUGCGUACAAUUUUUUUUUUAAUCUUUAUCAACAGUCAAUUAUUUUGUGCACAAACUUUUAUCCGAAUAUCUAUUAUAUACAAAUGUAUAUUAAAAUAUUAAGAAAAUAUUGUAUAUUUUUAUUUAUUGUAUGACAUGAAGGGCCAGGUGAAGUAUUACUAGGAGAUUAAUGGGAUAUUGUUACAUAUUAAGAUAUAUAAUGAAUUCUGUUGUUACAUUUGCUGUAAUGGUGCUUAUAAACAUUUAUUUAAUAUACAAUAAAAUUGAGAUUUA